CUGUCAGUCCGUCUUCUCUUUGUUUGUACACCUUCUGUCCUUCCUGCCAUCUCCUACGAUCUCGUAAACAUGUGCUUACUUAAACACUCCGUUCCUUCAGAUGCCCUCCUUCCCUUCCUCUCUCUCUCUCUCUCUAUCUCACUCGCUCUCUUCUGCAUUUCUUCGCCACCGUUGACAGGGCAACAGGCUAAUUUCCAUUUUCUUACCACUAAGGCCUAA
Molecule: messenger RNA, 219 nt
Organism: Protopolystoma xenopodis
Lineage: Eukaryota; Metazoa; Platyhelminthes; Monogenea; Polystomatidea; Polystomatidae
Source: the annotation of a GenBank genome assembly